Molecule: messenger RNA, 3372 nt
Organism: Symbiodinium sp. CCMP2592
Lineage: Eukaryota; Dinophyceae; Suessiales; Symbiodiniaceae
Source: the annotation of a GenBank genome assembly
AUGGAUCCCAUGGUGCGUAACCGAAGAGCUUCCGCCCCGCUUGGAGACCAAGAGGCUACGGGCAUGCGUCUGGAAGACGAUUACAGGACAGCUUUGAGUCAAGGACAAAGGGCUGCUGGGGAUGUUGAAGUCCCGGUGGCUAUUUAUCAGGGGGAAGCAUCCCCCAAUACCCUGGAGCAGGGUGGGGGACCAGGUCCCUCCCUUGGUGCGGGUAUGUCCGCGAGUCCCUUUCACAGCGAAAAGGUCAAGAACGAGAUUGCUCUGCGACAGCAGCGUCCCCUAUCGCUAGAUGAGGAUGAAGCAAGAAUCCUUGCUACCCGAGAUCGUACUGCGAAAGGAGAUUGGGUUGGUGACAAUGGGGCUGAACCCAAUUACGCGGAAACGACUGGGGGUGAAGGAAGUGCUGAACCUUUGGAAAGGGCUACAGGCCCUAGGAUAGCGAGGGUGGAACCUUCGGCUGGCGCCGAGGACGUGGCAGUGACUGCGGACUGGCAUGGUGGAGCUUUGGCCGGAUUUGCUGAGAGCGUCGUGGAGGGUGCUAAGCUUGCAGAGGCUGGGAAGGGUCCGAGGGAGACUACUUCAUCUGGUCAGGCCGGAGUACAUGGGGAUGAUGAGCUCAUUCCUGAGGAAAGGUCCUCCCUGAAUGUCGAAGCGUUGCUGGUACAGAUGAUGGAGGAGAAUCGUGCCCUUAAGCGGCGAUUGGAGCAAGUGGAACUCCGGUCGCAUUCUUCUUGGCACAGCGGCACGCAAGGUGACAUGGGAAUGACUGCUGGCUCGCCAAUGUCGUUUUCGAUGCCUUUUGGAUCCCAGGUGACAGGGCCUGGAAGAGGCUUUGAGUCCCUUGUACAGGCGGUGCCUCCUGAAGGUUCGAAGGCCUGUCAAGGAGACGCCGAAGAGAGGCUGGUUUUGGACCUUCGGUUUGUGUUGCUUUAUGCGGUGGCCCAGGCGGUUCAGGAUGGCCAGGUCGCAGAAUGUGAGGGUGAUUUAGCCGAGCCACGAGAGCAGCUGUUACCAGAGGGAAUCACUGAUCCCCAGGAGCUCGUUAAGUGGGCCAUGGGUUGUGCUGCGGAAAGGUUAAGCUCCAGGGCUGACAGGGGCCCUAAGGGUUCCUCGGUGUUUAUCGCGUGGGAAGCUUCGUCGGGAGUGGGGGUCAGUGAUUCCUGCUUCCCGGAUGGGUCAAGCGUGGAGCCAGGGCUCUGGGAGCCGUUUGUGGAGGCGUACAGCCUCGAUGUCGUAGACGUCAAGCAGGUGGGUUCGUUGCGGGAAGUCCGUGGUGGUGUGGAUUCGCCUGUAUGGGGUCGCGAUCAUGGGUUCAAGUUGAAAACUUUGUUUCGAGUUUUCCUGAAGCUGGUUCCGAGCCUGGAAGUGCGAGAGUGGAUUCAGGGGUGCUUAGACCGGGGGGAGUUCUCAGAUGAGGAUUGUUUGCGGGUGUUGCAAAAGGAUACCCUGGCCCAUCACCGUGAAACGCUGGAGAAGCUAGGGUUCCCUUUGGAGGAGGUUGACGCCAUCUUGGAUAAGGGUAGCGAUUGCCUUCAGGAGUCCUGGGAAUUUGAUUGGCCGGCUCAGGAUUUUGAGGACUCUGUUGAGGAGACUAAGAAAGAGUGGUUGGAGUGGGUUCUGGUCGAGAAUCAAGCCGAGUGUGAGAAGGAGUUAGCUAAGUGGCGAGAUCCAGCGAAGGAAGAAGUAGUGAGCUUGGAACAAACUAACCAGGGCACAGAGGAGCGUAUUAUUGUUAAGCCGCCCCACUUCCUGGUUGAGCUGGGAAUCCUGUCGAAGGAGGACCGUUGGUGGAUUAGGAAGGCCUUGUAUGGUUUGCCGACUUCCCCGCGGGAUUGGGGCAGGUAUCGGGACGGCGAGUUUGAGAAGAUGCGGAUUCCGUAUGCUGGAGGAGAGUACCACCUGGUGCAAUUGAAAUCCGACGACGCCCUCUGGGUCUUGAGGAAGUACACCAAGGAGGGGCUUGGUGAUGUGGAGGGAGUUUUGAUAGUCUAUGUGGACGACUUGGCAUUGUUUGCUGAGCCCGGUUUGGCCCUCCAGUUCAUCAAGGUUUUGCGGGAUUUAUGGAAGACUUCCGAGCCGGAGUGGAUCAAGGAGUCGGCGGUUACUUUUUGCGGUUUGGAAAUUUCACGAUCUUCUCAAGGUUAUCGGCUAUCGCAAGUGGCAUAUAUUCGCGAACUGCUGCAACGAUACAAUGUUACCGAGGAUGCGGCGGUGCCUAUCUCUAAGUGGACGGACCCUGAUCUUCCAGAUUCUGUGUCGGCCUCCGAGGUUAAGGAAGCUCAAGCCAUUACGGGUGCGCUUUUAUGGGUUGCUACGAGAACUCGACCGGAUAUUUCAUACGCAGUGUCACGCUGCGGGCAACAGGCGACGAAGGCGCCACAGAUCUCCAUCAGUGUUGGGUUGCAGACCUUGAAGUAUCUUAGGUCCACGGCAGAGUUUGGAAUCGUGGUUCCCUUUGAGGUAGGGAAUCCCUUUGCAGACCACGGUUUGCUUUUGAUGCCGCGAUCUGAGAAAGUUCUAGAAGUGUACUCCGACGCUUCCCAUAGCCCUGGUGGUGAUCGAUCGAUGCAGUCUUUGAUUGUUCUAUGGAUGGGUGUUCCGAUUGCUUGGGAAACGACGCGACAAGCUUUCACUACUCUAUCCUCUGCGGAGGCGGAGCUGGUGUGCAGUGUGCAUGCGGUCCAACUGUCUGAAUCCAUCCAAUCGCUCUUGGACGAGCUCAUAGAGGCAGACUCUACGAUAGCACUAUUAAGCGACAACGAGGCAUCGUUGAGAAGUUUCGACCAGGAAUGCAGCAGAUUGCGGAUCUUGGGACCAAACCGCUUAGUCGGCCUCGCCUUGUUGGCAGUGAUUCCGCGUGUGAGGGGUCAGCCUGCCCAUGGCCUUCCGGAAGCUCAGGGGUGGUUUGUCUGGGUGUUGGCUUGCUUAGCUCCGGACUGCGAUGGGGAUUCUGAUGGUGUUGGGACGGUCCAAUGCGACGAUGCCCCGGAGCAGGGUCCAGCUGCUACACCGGAGCCUGAUGAUGACGAUGAGUUUUCGGAGCAGGAGUGGCGCGAGGCGCAGUUGAAGCUUGAAGAAGCCGAGCGUCGCUCUGGCUUAACGUUCCUCCAACGGGCGAAGGUUCGUAAGCAGGUUGCAGCCGGGGGUGUAGUCGAUCCGCCUAACUUCCUCCAGAGGUUCCAGGUCCUUCAGAUUCGGGAGUUCAGUCUGGGAGUGCCAGUUCUCACGAGGUUCCAGGUCCUUCAGAUUCGGGAGUUCAGUCUGGGAGUGCCAGUUCUCACGAGGUUCCAGGUCCUUCAGAUGCAGGAGUUCAGUCUGGGAGUGCCGGUUCUCACGAGGUUCCAGGUCCUUCAGAUGCAGGUGUUCCGUUAG